GCAAGGAAAUUCUCCAAGCAUCAAUUUGGCCUGCGAGCGCCUAGCAGCCGUGGCAAAGAUGUUGCCAACUCGAAUGAUUUGCUGGUUCUCCUGACUUUCAAUUUUGGAUUCGACACAGGCAUCUUCUCUGGAGAGAAGCAUCGCGUAAACUUGGCAGGGAUCUAUAUCGGCCUUGCCUGCACAGGGGCGCGACCGGCCGAGUUUGUGGACAAUGAGAGAAAGCGUGGCAAGGAUCUGGAAGAGCUCUUUCCGCGAAAACCCAGGGGAGCUGCUGAUGAAGACGAGAAAUCCGGGUGGCUUGAAAAGCAACUCACAAGAUUUACCAUCGACCGUGGACGUCCAAAAGCGCUAUGUUGGGAGGAUAUCCUGCUUAUGGUCGUGCGCCAUCCAGCCACCGGCGAGGAUAUUCUAGCGAUGAGUAUCAAGUUUGCACACCACAAGGGGGCAGACAACAAACCAAAGGUUAUCGCGGACGGCAUCAACAACAACCGUACGGCCAUCAUCACGAUGGGCUGUGGGACGACGGUGACUUCCAAAAGAGCAACACGAUCAAUUAGUACCGGGUCGUCUUCGUACAGGUUUGGAGGACUCGUCAGCUUAACUAUCCAUACCUUCGAGCAAAACGUUGAGUGCCUACCUCGGAUUGUGUCAUGA
Molecule: messenger RNA, 654 nt
Organism: Cryphonectria parasitica EP155
Lineage: Eukaryota; Fungi; Ascomycota; Sordariomycetes; Diaporthales; Cryphonectriaceae
Exons: 2
Source: RefSeq, a predicted model, not a curated record